UCGUUCAUUAAUUUAAGAGCAGCUGUUACCUUCGAACAAAGCAUACAAAGCAUAUUAAGUUUAAAAUGUCAUCACCUACUCAAGAAAUUGAACUUUUAGAACGCGUUCUAUUGCGCUUGGGUUGUGCAAACACAGACGAGAAACUAGAGGCAUGUGUAGGACGUUUUUUGACACCAGUGAUUUUGAAAAUCAUAUCGCCACACGAAAAUGUCCGCAACAAGGUCGUGGAAGUUCUGACUCAUAUCAAACGUCGGAUUACAUCUAGACCUCAAAUACAAAUACCGGUAGAAGCAUUAAUCGAUCAAUAUCAAGCAAACUCUAAUACACCCUUUUUACAAAAUUUUGCUAUAAUAUUUAUAACGACGGGCUAUCCUCGUUUAACGCUUGAGCAACGUAGUUCUCUAGCUGCUAAAGUAGUAAGCUGUGAAGAAAAAUUGGAAAACUAUCAGGAUAAGCUUUUUAUGUUGGUGUUAGUAGAUUUGGGAGACUUGCUUUUACCUGACGAUCCCGAGGAACGCAAGAAUUUUUUAAAACUGGACAAUAAACCAGCUUUAAAGCGCAACUUCUUACACUUAUUGCAAGAUGUAUUACUGUUGCCCUACGGUGUUACUCAAGAUCGGGAUGUUCCGGCGGGUUUAAGCCCGUAUGCCUUUAAGCGUCUUAUGAUUAAUAAAUGGAAGGCAGAAGAUUUAGAAAAGAUCAAAAAAGGUAUAGUGCGCUUUAUCUGUGCGGGAAUAUUCACAGAUAAAGAGAUCUUCAUAUUAUUGAUAGUGGCUUCCGCUGAUACCCGCUUCAGUGUAGCAACUCCAGCUUUGGCUGAGCUCAGCAAGGUCUGCACGAUGAUAGAUUUUACAGAUCACAUCGUAACUAUGCCGUUGUACAUCUUAUUCUCUGGUAACAAUGCUGCUCAGUUAGAGCGUAAAACUACACCUUGUUGUGCCAGAGUUGGCCAAAAGUUAUUAAUAUAUCUAAUCAGAUGCCGCGGUAAAGCCAUCAAUGCCGCCAAGGGCAUACAAGUGAUAUUUGAAGGUUUAUUUGGUGAAAAUACUAAUCAGAAGUGCAAGGUCUUAUCUUUACAAUUUGCCGAAAUCUUGAUAAAGGAAGGGCCCGCGGAUAUUAUUAAUAAAGUAUCGAAAGUCUUAUUAACCGGUUUUAAUAAAUUGAUUGAUAAGGAAUCUGCUGAGCCCACAGACGUACAAAGCGCUGCAUAUUCGGCUUUAGCUCAAUUAUCUCGCACUUGUCCUAACGUCAUUAAUCAGGAUUUGAAAAUUGUUUUGGCUUAUUUUCAACACUUGACUAAUUCUACACCAGAUCUCCACAGCUCGAUUAGAGAAGCUUUGGUAGCUAUGGCGCCAGCAUUUGUCUGGAAGCCGGACAAGAACCAGAUUGGAAAAUCCAAGGAAGAUUUCCAACUUAGCGGACAACAGCAUUUACUUAUGGCUAUGCUAGCAGACAACGCCGAAUCCAAAUUGCAUAUUGUACAAAAUGUAACUAGUAUUUUCUUGACAACCUGUUUCCCAGAAUACUUUGCACCGGCCAGAUAUUUGUUGCUCUUAAUAGCUGGAGAAAGGAAUUCCUUAAGAGAAAAUGUUACUUCAUAUUUAUAUGGUGUCUCGAGAAAGGACCAUAUCAACUACAAUACGCUAAUAUCUGCAGAUCAUUAUGAGGAACAAACUAUGGAGGAGUUAAAAAAAACUCGUAAUGAAGAAAAAAUUGUGAUUUUGCCCAGUUUCCAAGCUGUGAUGCGGCAUGUCAAUGAUAUGGCACAAAAGAGAUUAAGUAAACUUGUGAAUUGUGUUGUAGUUGGUCGUACCGAUUUGGCGUAUCCGUUGGAUACCUACGAAGAGAUACUAGAUUAUUUACGCUUAUGCUUGUGGUAUUCUGCCGGUGCCGUCUGUGCUCCCGGUGAUGUAAAAUACCUUAACAAGCUUAAACGCUACAUUAUCAGUAACUACGAAGAAUCAGAUAAUAAUGAAUUAUAUCAAUACGUACAAUUUGUUAAACGCAGUGUGGAAGCCAAAAGAUGCGAAUCAAAUCUUUUGUGCUUACAUGAUUUACUAAACGCUGCUCCGGAAUUGUUGGCCUCUUCGUUGCUUUAUCUUCUAGAACCUUUGAAUAAUUCGUUGAAAGAUGUCGCGGAAAUAAUGCGUAUACAAGUAGCUCAAGUUGUAGGCAUAUUAUGGGCUUACGGACUCGAUGAUCGGGAAUUUGACGCUAAUGUUAAAGAAUGCUUGGAGGCUUUACCACAACGUUCAUUGGAACAUAAGCAUGGUUGGCUGUUAGUUCUUGGCCAUGCCUUGAGUAAAAAAAUAAGAUAUCUCAUCAUACAACGUCAAACAAAGAAUUUCGCUGAAUGGCAAAAUUUUGUAGACGCUGUGAAAGUUAUGGCUAAAAUGUUAUGCGAGAAUCAGUGGCUUUUAGUGUUAGCAGCCGUCAAAUGUUUUUCCAUGCUAGGCAAAUGCGUGCAGAUACCAAAUGUAAACGUGGAGAUUACUAUACCUAAGGAGGAAGAAGCUGAUGAUGAUGAAGAAAUGAAGGAGUGUAACACUCAAACUACUUCCACAAAACUAAUCAUAUUUGGAGUAGUAUUUAAUCUGUUGCGAAGCACUAGCGUACGUUUGAAGAUACGAGAAGAAGCCGCAAAGUGUUUAGGGAAUUUAGCCAUAGGAGAUGGCGACUAUUUCACCCAGAGGAAUCUCGAUAGGUUUUUAUCAAUAGUUAAGGUGCCUAAAGAUGCUGCGCUUAAUAUAGCCAUAGCGGAUGCUUUGUCUUGCACUUUAUGUGGUUAUGACAUCAGUGAAGGACCACCGUGUGAAGAAUUCUUCAAUCCUUAUUGCAGUGAUGCAGAUUUUGAAAGCUUCCUUAAAUCUCUAAUACGUCUGGUUAAAGAACCUAACCCUAACGCCAGGCAGGCUUGUUCCGUGUGGCUAUUAGCAGUUGUUAAGCAUUGCAAUUAUAGACCGGACAUUUUGAAUAAGAAACAAAUGUUGCAAAGCGCUUUUACAGAGUUGCUUUCGGAUGAUAGCGAGUUUGUACAAGAUGUAGCUUCGCGUGGCUUGAGUUUGGUUUACAAUCUUUCUGAUGCUUCCAGCCAAAACGAAUUGGCCAAUUCUUUGCUCAAUCAACUAAUAGGUGGCAAACGCGCAGUCAAUCAAGUAGCCGAGGAUACCGAACUUUUCGCUGAAGAUAUGUUGGGCAAAACUCCUAGCGGUGGCAAUAUAACGACCUACAAGGAACUGUGUUCUUUGGCCUCUGAUCUAAAUCAACCGGAAAUGGUCUAUCAAUUUAUGCAACUGGCUAAUCAUAAUGCAGCUUGGACUAGUAAGUUGGGAGCCGCGUUUGGUUUGAAGUCUUUAUCAGAUGAAUCAAAAGCCAAACUUAAACCUUAUUUGGGUAAAAUUGUACCUCGUCUGUAUCGUUACAAAUAUGAUCCGACACCGAAGAUCCAAAACUCGAUGAUUUCAAUAUGGGAUUCAAUAGUAACUGAUCCCAAAGAUGUGAUUGAACAGUAUUAUUGGCAAAUUUUACGCGAAAUUCUAGAUAAUCUGACAUUCAACGAGUGGCGUGUACGCAUAGCCUGUUGUUUGGCAGUGAGAGAUCUGCUAAAACGUCCUAACGGCUUGCGAUUACGCAGCGAAGAGAAAAAUGUAAAACAGGACGCAAUGGAUGGAAAGACUUCUGAUACAAAAAUGGAUGUCGACGAAGUACCCGAGCCUGAACUUAAGGAGCUCUGGUCGCAAUUAUUCCGAGUAAUGGAUGAUAUCCACGAAGGUACACGCCUGGCUGCAUCCGGAACCGCUGUGUUCUUAAGCAAGUUAUGCGUGGUUGCUGCCUCAGCAGAUCAUGGUGGAAAAUCCGGCACGGCGGUCGCUGCGUCCGUAUUACCAUUACUUCUUGAGACUGGUGUUGGUCAUGUUGUGGCUGAAAUUCGCAAAAUUAGUAUUAAAACCAUUUCGGAAAUGAUUGAUUCUUCGGGCGCUUUAAUAACACCGCAUUUGCCUUCGUUGGUGCCGUGUUUAUUAAAAGCCACCGGCGAGGUAGAAUCCGCCAAGCUUUCGUAUUUGUCAGCACGUUUGGCCGUAGACCACGAUGCUCAAGAAUCGGUAGACUCUCUUAGAGCAGAAGCUGCCAAAACUCAUCACACUACUGAAACUACAGCCAAGUGCGUACGCUUCAUUGAUUAUCAGGCAUUGGAGAAGAUGACGCCAGCCAUUUUAGAUCUUUGCAAGACGAGUGUUAAUUUGGGCACAAAAAUAUCCUGCGCUCAUUUUAUAUGUCUAAUAAGCAUACGACUAGGCAAAGAGAUGACGCCUUUGGUAGGCAAAUACCUCGGUGUUUGUUUUAUUGGUCUCAAGGAUCGUAAUACUACGGUACGCAAGUAUUAUGCCAGCGCUAUAGGACAUUUAUUCGGUAUAGCGAAAGAGCAAUCUAUUAAAAACCUUUUCGUUAAGCUUGAUGAGCUCUAUAUGGAAAGCAAUGUUCAACGUUCAGUUGCUUUGGUAAUUCAGUCUAUUAAUAAACGUCAUCACGAAUUGAUCAAAGAUUAUUUGGAAAAUGUUGUUGCUUUGAUUUUCUUCGCUAUGCACGAGGAGCAAAAUGAAGAAAAUAAAUCUAAUAUAGAGCUGUGGCGAGAUUUAUGGCAAGAAAUCACUCCCGGAGACGCUAGUAUACGUUUAAAUCUUAGCGUUAUUAUACCGAAAUUGGAAAAUGCUCUAAACGAUGCCAGCUGGUCGCGAAAAACUCAAGCGGCAAAUGCUGUUCAAACCAUAGCUGCGCGUUUAGAUAACACGUUACCAGAAAAUGAACGUCUACGUUUAAUUAAUGUUCUCUUGACAAGCUUACAUGGUCGCACGUUUCAGGGCAAGGAAAGGCUACUGCAAGCCUUGGCUACCCUUUGCAAAGGAUUGGAUCGUAAAAAUGAAGCUUGCGAACAUAUCGUUGAAGCAGCUAUGAAAGAAUGUCGUAAAGAAGAACCGCAAUACCGCAGCAUGGCUUUGAAAAGUCUGGGUGAUAUACUCGAAGAACUGGAAGUCGACCGUUUUGAGGAAGUUUAUAACAUGACUUGGCAUUUGUUGGUAAAAAAACCACAACGUCAAUCGUCCGAUUCAGAUGAUAAUAAUGACGAUUUCGGUAACGAUAAAGAUCUUACAACCGACGAGCGUAAUAAACGUUUAAAUAUCGUAAAUAAACUCAAAGAAGUUAUAUUUGAAACCUUAGGUAAAUCGUGGCCCAAAAAUUCUGUGCAAACUCAAUUUAAAUACCAGCAACGAUUUGCCGAAAGUUGCUCUCAAUGCCUCAAAGAUAACAUACGCUCCGUUCAAGUUAGUUUGAUGAUAGCUUUGACUAAAUUUCUGGAACGUUUGCAUGUUUGGAAUAAUGAUAAUUCGUUAAAAAUUGAAGAGAGUCCUGGCAAUAAAGAAAAAAAAAUUAAAGUAGAUCAACAGUUGGAGCGUGAUUCAGUAAUAGAGACGAUUUUGCAACACGUCUUAUCUGCAGUCACCUAUGCUGCUGGAAUACCUCAUACUGGUUUAAGAAAGGAAGCGUUAAAUAUAAUUUUGGUUCUCAUUAAGCAUCUCAGUGGGGUCAAACACUUAGCUAUUGUUCGAGAGAAUUUUGAGGAAAAUCUUAGCAAAUUUCAAAAGGAUUCAGCGCCAGAAAUACGCUGCCGGCUUAAAGAUAUUGAAGAAAAAUUCACUAAAUGCGGUUUACAUACUCAAGAUUAAUUGGUAAAAAUUUAAUUUAUGUGAUUCUAUGAUGUUUUAUAUAAG
Molecule: messenger RNA, 5768 nt
Organism: Glossina fuscipes
Lineage: Eukaryota; Metazoa; Arthropoda; Insecta; Diptera; Glossinidae
Product: proteasome-associated protein ECM29 homolog
Exons: 20
Coding region: 66-5723 (1885 amino acids)
Biological process (GO): proteasome assembly
Cellular component (GO): nucleus; cytoplasm
Molecular function (GO): molecular adaptor activity
Source: RefSeq, a predicted model, not a curated record